AUCUCCGUCUCAGCUCUACCACGCCUUUGCCUCAUCUCAUCGCUGUCGACGCAGCCUCGUUCUGUCCUACUCUCACUUCCCCCGGCUGUCUCUGUAGCUUCAUUUCAUAUUUCCAAGCUCAAACGGCCACUCGAACCAUCGAAAUGGCUACCGAACUCUGCCCCGUCUAUGCUCCCUUCUUCGGUGCGCUGGGUUGCACCUCAGCCAUCGUCUUCACUUGCUUCGGAGCCGCCUAUGGAACCGCCAAGGCUGGUGUCGGUGUCUGCGGCAUGGCCGUCCUCCGCCCUGAUCUGAUCGUCAAGAACAUCGUCCCCAUUGUCAUGGCGGGUAUUAUCGGUAUCUACGGUUUGGUCGUGUCCGUCCUCAUCGCCAACGACUUGGGUCAGAAGGUGCCCCUCUACACCGGAUUUAUUCAGCUGGGAGCUGGUCUCGCUGUCGGUUUGGCCGGUCUGGCUGCUGGUUUUGCCAUUGGUAUUGUGGGUGACGCUGGUGUCCGUGGAACUGCUCAACAGCCCCGUCUCUACGUCGGAAUGAUUUUGAUUCUCAUUUUCGCUGAAGUCUUGGGUCUGUACGGUCUUAUCGUCGCCCUUCUCAUGAACUCUCGCUCGAGAAUCGACGCCACCUGCUAAGCGAACGAACCCUAUGCUCGCCCGCCCGCUCGUUCUCUGUGAGACAUGUGCGCGCGCAAACGGCGAGGGCAACGACGAAAUGUGAACAAGAAUCCGCGUAAGCGGUCCCCCGUCGUUGAAGCCUACUGUUCCCUGUGUUACGAACCCGUUUUUAUACCGUGAAGCGCGGAUUUGGUCCAGAAAGCCAUUCCCAAGAAAAACAUGAACUUUUAACGUGAUGUUGUCUGUCUGUGCGUGGUGUUGCUGUCGGAAACAUUCCCUGGGAAUACACGUUGCCGACACGUGGUGGCGAAAGGGGGAAAUGCGUUCUGCUUGAGGUUGCGAGUGAGAGGAGGAAAUUGCUAUUGGAUAGGUAUAUCAAGUGUCCUCUUCUUUUCUUUUGCCCCUCGAGCAGGAGGAGAGAUAUAAUACGUCUGUAGACUAUGAGGAUUGGGAGGAGAGGUGGCGGUGGAGGGCAAUCUUUGUAUCGGUUGGUAG
Aspergillus homomorphus CBS 101889 is the source of this 1106-nucleotide messenger RNA. Its product is annotated as H(+)-transporting V0 sector ATPase subunit c. Gene Ontology annotation, cellular component: proton-transporting V-type ATPase, V0 domain. The record is from RefSeq and is a predicted model, not a curated record. Gene Ontology annotation, molecular function: proton-transporting ATPase activity, rotational mechanism. NCBI's taxonomy places the organism in Eukaryota, Fungi, Ascomycota, Eurotiomycetes, Eurotiales, Aspergillaceae. The transcript has 6 exons. The coding region runs from base 144 to 629 and encodes 161 amino acids. Gene Ontology annotation, biological process: proton transmembrane transport.